UUGUUUGCAUACAUACGCACCAAAUUGCUAAACUAAAAGCCAGUACAUAUCAGAAAUGUCCACUACACAUAAGUGCAAACGGCUUGUUGUUCAGACGUCGUGUACAUGCAUAUAUAUGUAUAUAUACUCAGUGCCUAACAGAUGAUUAUUCGAUGCAUAUACAAUACAGUUUAUUUUCUAAAUGACGUGCACUAAUUAUUCUCUAUAAUCGACUGUAUAAUGGUCAGUUGGGUCAAAUCAAUGUCUUCGUUAAACGGUCAGUGGAUUAUUACGCGUUACGUUUCAAGUUUCACGUAUACGAUUGCACGAAAUAUUUCUGUAUCAUUUAGUUAGGGAAAUAAUUUUGAAGAAAGUAGUGCCUCCACAUCAGCGUUAUCUUAAUGCCACAUUUCAUCCUUAUGAGAUAUAUUGGAGAGAUCGAUAGCAAGGGUAUUCACGUUUUCUUACAGAAUGCAACUUGGUUUGUUCUUUGGAGAAGAAACUUCGGGAAAGAAUCGCAAAAAAUGAAAUUUCGAUUCCUAGGCGACGGAGAUUGUCCUGAUUGGCUACUGGCAGAAAUCAACACUUUGUCACGUAUGACGUCUAUCAAAAUCAAGAUAUUGGGUCAGGCAGUCGCAAAGUACCUUGCAGAAGGGGAACUGGACGAAGAGAAGAUUAAAAAGGUCACUCAAGAUGCCAAAGUUGAACUGAGCGACGCGAAAGCUAUGAUAGCCGCUCUCGAAUUGAUAUUCGUAUCGUCCGCGCGGUACGGAGUUUCAGCCGCCGAUUUGAGUAGCGAAUUGCAACAACUUGGCUUACCUCGGGAACACAGUGCCGCAAUUGCCAGACUGCACACAGAUAACAGCCCCCGAAUCACAGAUGCCCUUUCAUCGCAGUCUUUGAGAGUUAGUCAAUUGUCAUCGAUCCAAGUGUUGCCUUGCGCUAAUUCCUCACCGUUCUCCACGCUGUCGUUCAAGCUGAACAAGUUAGGAGGCACCGGAGAGAAUUCUAUCGUUAAUAUCUCACAAGAGGACGUACAUAUUUUACUCACCGAAUUACGGAGGGCAAAAUCGUUAAUGGAGAACCUUUGAGUGCCAUAUGUCCAGAAAUCUGCCAUAUAUUAAAUUUUGCUCCAAUCGGACUAAUGCGUUGUACCGAUUAUAACGAUGAUGAUAAUGAAGAUAAUGUACCGUAGCAUACCUUCGCCCAAAAAUGACGGAGCUCGUUGUACCCUUAUUUCGUAUCUGAUUUUAGCUGGCUGAUAAUUCAUCGAAAAUUAAGAGCCACAGCGUAAAAUAAAAAUGUGCCGAUUAUGUAAAUUACAAAGGUGAAAUAAAGUUCUGAAAAAGGAGGUGGUUUU
Nomia melanderi (Alkali bee) is the source of this 1339-nucleotide messenger RNA. Its product is annotated as COMM domain-containing protein 4. The record is from RefSeq and is a predicted model, not a curated record. NCBI's taxonomy places the organism in Eukaryota, Metazoa, Arthropoda, Insecta, Hymenoptera, Halictidae.